UUUACUUUCGAGUUUGAUACCUCGACUGUGUCAGACCAGAAGCAUCAAGACAGUAACAAAAAUAAUUUGUUAAUCUGUUAAUUUAGACCUGGUCUGUAGUUUUAGAGAUCAGCAGCAACGUUAUGGAAGAAAACCUGGAACAAACAUCAGUCAUUGAAGCAACAAAGUGUUGAAGCUGAUGAAGGAGAAAAACUAACAGAGAGUCCAGUUGUUCCUCAUACUGACUGAUGUUGUUCCUGAUGUCCUGCUGCCUCUCCUCCUCCUCCUCUUCCUCUCUCAGGAUGAAGAUGAUCUCCCUGCUGCUCCUCAUCCUCAGCUCAUGUCUCUGUGCAGCAACAUUUGUAGUGAAUGUGACCCAGAGCAGCUAUGAGGCCGAGGAGAACCACAGCAUCACUCUGGAGUGGACCUUCACCUCCAGGACUCAGGGAUCCUUCAGGGAACUGUCCAUCUACUGCAGCUUGUUGAGUCCUCAUAAAGAAUCCGUUCUCUAUCAGGUCCAUGAUGGAGUUGAGCUUCCAGAUUCUCAGGACGAACAUUUUUCAGGACGAGUCCAGAUUGACAAAGACGUCCUCAGAGAAGGACGAAUCAGACUCCAUGUGUCUAGACUGAGGACUGAAGAUUCUGGUCUGUAUCUGUGUGACAUGAAAACUGAAGAUGGAAUCAACUCUGCAACAUGUCGACUCAACGUUUCUGCUGCUGCUGAUCAGCUUCAACCUCCAACUCAGAAUCUACAACCAGACAGACGAGGAAGAAUCGGAGUUCUUGUUUUACUGGGACUUUUUGUUCUUGUUGUUUUUAUGUUCGUUUCCAAUUUUGAAAAGCAAACUAGGAAGAAAAUGUCUUUCUAAUCAAACAGAUGUUUAGUUUCUCUGAGAAAUGACGCCUGGACUCUAAAAACACUGAUGUAAAUAUGUAAUGAAGAAAAACAUCCAUCCAUUUUCUUAACGUUUUUCCCUGAUGGGUCAAAAAUGGCGGCUGGUAAAUGUCUCCAGAGGUCAACUGGGGAGAGACGGGUCACCCUGGACAGGUUGUCAGUCCAUCACAGGGCAGAAGAAAAACAUAAGACCUUAUUUAUUAAAAGCUUAUUAUUGUUAAAAGAAUA
Poecilia reticulata (guppy) is the source of this 1102-nucleotide messenger RNA. The record is from RefSeq and is a predicted model, not a curated record. NCBI's taxonomy places the organism in Eukaryota, Metazoa, Chordata, Actinopteri, Cyprinodontiformes, Poeciliidae.